Neltuma alba is the source of this 3692-nucleotide messenger RNA. Its product is annotated as DNA repair protein RAD5B. The transcript is spliced from 18 exons. Gene Ontology annotation, molecular function: ATP-dependent activity, acting on DNA; nucleic acid binding; zinc ion binding. Gene Ontology annotation, biological process: DNA repair. The coding region runs from base 29 to 3475 and encodes 1148 amino acids. Lineage: Eukaryota; Viridiplantae; Streptophyta; Magnoliopsida; Fabales; Fabaceae. The record is from RefSeq and is a predicted model, not a curated record. Gene Ontology annotation, cellular component: nucleus.
GAACUUUUUGCUGAAUGCUAUUAUCUGCAUGAUGGAGGUAGAUUCUUUGCCCGAGUCGAUCAAGAAAGUACAGUCAAGAUUCAGUUUCGAGGUUCCUGAACCGGCUGUUCGCCUCGCUCUGACGGAAUCUUGGUUCGACGUGGACGCUGCCGUGGAGUUCCUCAACAACAAUCCCGGGUUUCUAGCCCGGCCCGUCACGGUGGUUCGGGCCGCUACUAGCACUGGCUCGAGGGUUUUGGCACCGACGCCGAUAAAGCAAGAGGGGUUCGAUGACUCGGUUAUGUCCAAUGGAAUGAGUCUGAAGAGCGAGGUCAAAGAGGAACCCGUUCAUUUGGCGAUUGACAAUCAAAACCCAGUGAAAGCAGAAAAUGGUUCCGAUGAUUCUCAUGAAGUGACACGACCACUCGAGGACUUGAAUGUGAAGAAGGAAGCGAAGGAAGAAAUCAAUGUGGAGCCUGAGAUGCAGGUUUCUGUGGAAGAAAAAGUGGAUGUUGAUGUUUCUAGGUCUUUAAUGACCCAAACCCAGAUGCAAGGGUCUACCGGUACUCGGAAAUCUUCAUGGGAAGCUGGAUAUGAAGAGUUCCUUAAGGCUACAGAUGCAAAAGUUAUGUCAAAGGAAGAAUAUCUAAAGUCCAUUGAGGAACAACAACCAUCAGUCCCGGUUGAGCGUUCGAAAGCAAUGCAGGAUUUGGCUUCUGUGAAUAAGGUCUCUGAGAAGAAAGAAGUGGCUAUCCCUGAUAACGAUGAAGUGAAAAUCCUCAAAGAAGUUGGUUCCUUUCCAUGUUUUCAGAAAUCCUCGCAGGUGAAAAAGGAAAAGGUUGAACCUAGACCUGCAAACGUGGAGGAUGGGGACUUUCCAGGAGAACCAGACUGGUUUUUAGUGGGAAGGACAAUAAUCACUGCACUUUCAACUACCAAAGGGAGGAAAUUAGUGGACAAUGAGAUUGUACAUUUCGAUUUCCGAUCUGCAUUUGCGAAACAAAACUCAAAAUGGAUUCUUCGCAUUUCAACCAAGCGUUCCGGAGAGGUUGGACGGGUUCCUAUGGAAUGGGCUAAAGAGGUUGUCCCACUUGUUCGUUCUGCAAGGAUCAAGGUUAGAGGUCGAUGUGUAGCUGCGCCACCUGUCUUACAAAUGAUGCAAGACGUCUUGGUGUGUGUAAGCUUUUACGUUCACCACUCUGCAUUCACUUCAGAAGUCAAUACUUCAUGGAAGCUUGAUGGCUCUACUUAUAUUGACCCUUCUGUUUAUCCUCUUCCCGCGGUGUUCAAAUUGAUUGGAAUGAAGCCAUAUCAGAAUGCUGCUUUUACCCCAGAGGAACUUGAUUCUAGGAAACGUUUGUUCAGUAUCAGGGGUAACACAGAUGAAGCUGCUUCAGAUUUGCCCGUCUUGAAACGGAGAAAGGGUUGUCCUCCCGAUCAAGACGAUGAACAAGCUGUGUCACAGUCAUCUUUGAAUAAGCUUGUUGGAGCAUCUGAAGUCUACGACUUGGAGGAGAUGGAAGGGCCAAGCACGCUGAUGUGUGAUCUAAAGCCUUACCAGAAACAAGCACUGUAUUGGAUGUCAGAACUAGAGAAAGGAACUAAUGCCCAGAAUGCUGAAAAUACUCUUCAUCCUUGCUGGGCAGCCUAUCGUAUAGAUGAUAUGACGGCUCCCAUUAUUUACGUAAACAACUUCACAGGGGAAGCAACAACUAAGCUCCCACCUGCAUUUCGAUUGCCAAGAGGAGGAAUUCUCGCAGAUGCUAUGGGACUUGGGAAGACUGUCAUGACUAUUGCUCUAAUUCUUGCGAGACAAGGGAGAGGAGAUAAUGCUGGUCUUUCGAGGAAGAGGGGCCAAGUUUCUCAUAGUGACCCUGCAUUCAAAGUUGAUGGCGGCACUCUUGUUGUUUGUCCCAUGGCAUUGCUAGGUCAGUGGAAGGACGAGCUUGAAAUCCAUUCCAAGCCAGGAAGUUUAUCCAUUUUUGUUCACUACGGUGGGGAUAGAACAAAUGAUCCUCGGGUGAUCUCAGCGCAUGAUGUUGUUUUAACAACAUAUCGUGUCCUUGGAGAUGCAUAUAAAACUUAUGGAGAGAACAGCAUUUACCACAGGGUCAACUGGCAUAGGGUGGUCCUAGACGAAGCUCAUUCCAUUAAAGCCCAUAAAUCGUAUCCUGCACAAGCCUCUUUUACACUGACCUCACACUGCCGUUGGUGUCUUACUGGAACUCCUCUACAGAAUAGCUUGGAAGACCUAUUCAGCCUCUUGUGCUUCUUGCAUGUUCAGCCAUGGGGCAAUUUUGCAUGGUUUAAUAAAUUGGUUCAACGGCCUUGUGAGAAUGGUGAUCCUCGAGGCUUGAAAUUAGUCAAGGCUAUUUUGAAGCCAUUGAUGUUAAGAAGAACAAAGGAAACAAAGGACAAGUGCGGAAGGCCCAUACUUGUUCUUCCACCAGCUCACACUGAAUUAGUUGAGUGUGAACAGUCAGCAGCUGAAGCUGAAUUAUAUAAUGCCCUCUUCAGGAAAUCUAAACAUCAAUUCGAUCAGUAUGUUGGGCAAGGAAAUGUUCUCAGCAACUAUGCCAACAUUCUUGGGUUAUUAUUGCGGUUGAGACAGUGUUGUAACCAUCCAUUUCUGAUCACAAGCCGAAGUGAUUCAAAGAAACCUGUGGACUUUGACAUACUCGCAAAAAGACUACUCGAUUUCAACUCUAAUUCUACAAAUCAGCGUGCAUAUGUUAUAGAGGCCAUAGAGGCUCUUCGCAAGGGUGAAAAACUAGACUGCCCAAUAUGCUUAGAAUCUGCAGAUGAUCCUGUGUUCGCCCCAUGUGCGCACAGAAUGUGCAGGGAAUGCUUAUUUUCCAGCUGGAGUACCCAAAUCAGUGGUCCUUGCCCUAUCUGUCGUCAGAUGCUAAACAGAACUGAUCUAAUCAAUUGUCCGUUUGAGAAUCAGUUCUUGGUUUCUGAUGUUGAGAAGGACUGGAAGGAGUCUACCAAGGUUUCAGAGCUUUUGAAAAACUUGGAAGACAUUCGGCAAAAUCGCCCUGCUGAAAAAAGCAUUGUGUUCAGCCAGUGGACUGCCUUUUUGGACCUCCUGGAGAUUGCUUUGAAGAAGAAAGGAAUUGGGUAUUUUAGAUUUGAUGGGAGUCUGCAACAAAAGAAUAGGGAAAGAGUUUUGAAGGAGUUUAAUGAGUCAAGCUCGAAAAGGGUUUUGUUAAUGUCACUUAAAGCUGGUGGUGUGGGCUUGAACUUGACUGCAGCCUCAAAUGUUUUCAUCAUGGAUCCUUGGUGGAAUCCUGCGGUUGAAGAGCAAGCAGUCAUGAGAAUCCAUCGUAUAGGACAAAAGCGAACAGUUAUGGUUAAAAGAUUCAUUGUCAAGGAUACGGUGGAAGAGAGGCUGCAACAAGUGCAGGCUAAGAAGCAGAAGAUGAUAUCUGGAGCCCUCACAGAUGAUGAGGUUCGGUCAACCAGGAUUGAAGACCUCAUGAUGCUGUUCAGUUGAAAGACUUGAUGAAAUCUUAAAUUAGAAUCAUAACUUAAAAGGGAUGUAGAGAUCUCUAGUUUUUGUUAGAAAACCUUGCGUUAUGAUUUUUACUAACUUUUGUACAUAUAGAGGUAGGUUCUGAUCAUUGAGGAGAGGAGGCUUUUAGUUUUUACUAAUGACUAGUUAUUGAAGAAAGAGCUAAGUAAGCUCACUGGGUUGUAAAUCUUUUGGGCAA